This is a messenger RNA of Coturnix japonica (Japanese quail), 2891 nucleotides long. It is a transcript of the gene ANKLE1, whose product is annotated as ankyrin repeat and LEM domain containing 1. Gene Ontology annotation, biological process: resolution of meiotic recombination intermediates; double-strand break repair via homologous recombination. Gene Ontology annotation, molecular function: DNA endonuclease activity; protein binding. Gene Ontology annotation, cellular component: nucleoplasm; cytoplasm. Lineage: Eukaryota; Metazoa; Chordata; Aves; Galliformes; Phasianidae. The record is from RefSeq and is a predicted model, not a curated record.
GAGGCACUGGGUGGUGGAUACUGGGCAAUGGGAAGCAAUGGGACGGUUCUGGUGUUGCAGAGCGCUGUGUGCAGUGCUGGAGCACGACACCGGGUGGUGCUGGUGCUGAGGACUGGGAUGCACUGGGCAGUACUGGUGGGGGGCACUGGGAGGCGCUGGGCACUACCGGGUGUAAGGCAGUACCGCCCCCUCCAUUCAUAUUCACGUGGGAGCCCUUAGCAGCCUCCUAUUGGUCUCCUCGCAGCCAAUCAGCGGCGGCGCGCGGAGGAUUCGAGUGCGGCAUGAAUGGCGCAGGGUGGCAUGAAUGGAGCGGGGCGGCUGUGCGGGGCGCUGCGGGGAGGGCGAGAGGAGGUGGUGGAGCUCCUCCUGCAGCACGGGGCAGACCCCAACGUGCUGCUUGCAAUGGGGUUCGCCCCCAUUCACCUGAGUGCUGCAGUGGGGGGCGUGCGCUGCUUGAGGCUGUUGUUGAGCUACGGAGGGGACCCUAAUGCCAGGAGCGCCGAGGGGCUCACACCGCUGCACGUCGCUGCGUCCUGGGGGAGCUGCGGGUGCUUGGAGCUGCUGCUGCAAAAUGGGGGGGACCCGGAACUGCGGGACCAGGACGGGAAACGAGCCAUUGAUCUGGCGCUGGAGCGGGGCCAUGUGCUGUGCGUGCGGCUCCUGCGGGACUGGAGCCUCCCAGCCCCCCAGGGAGCCCGACGCUCACUGUCCUUCUUGACCGAGGAUUGCAGCGAUGCGGAGCUGCUGAGCAGCACCCGCGUGUCCCAGCUGCAGGAGCCCGGCCUAUGGGGCAGCUGUGGGUCGGGGGAGCCCCCGUGCUGUGCUCAACCCUGCUCGGGUCCCUCCCUCACCCCAUGGCUCCCAGAGGGUCCAGCUCUGCCCCUGCAGCCCCUGGCAUCCAGCACAUUGCUCUGGGAUGGGCAUGAGCAUGAGGAAGUACCCCUAGAGGGGAUGGGGGUGCACAUCUCUCUGCAGCCCAGUGCUGGGGCCAGGAGUCCCCCACAGCCCCUGCGUUGCAGUGGGGACCGUGGGGUGCUGGAAGCAGGAACCAGAGGCCGUGACCUCCCUGGGGACAGCAGCGUGGAUAGCGAGCGCUUCGUCACUGCAGUGGAGAUGCUGGAACCCAGCGGGGCUGAUGUGUGCCCAGGAGAAGCCCCCUCCUCAGCAGGACCCAGGGAGCUGCCCACCCAGAGCCCCUCAGCUGCAGAGGAGCUGUCUGUGCUGUUGCAGGGCUGCAGCCUCGAGUGCUCCCCCACACACACCCUGCAGCUCCCUUGCAGCCCAGCUGACACUGCUGCAGGGGAUGUCACUUUGCAGCCCCCCCAGUUCUGCCACGUCACCCCCCGCACCAAGAGCCGCCUUCAGGCCUCAGCAGCAAGGCUCAGUGCUUCCUCCUCUUCCUCCUCCUCCUCCCUCUUCGAUGCCAGCCUGGAUAAGCCCCGCAGGCCCCCCCGGCUCAGAGCACCCAGGGGUGUCCCCAGGGAUCCUGCCACCCCCCCAGGGCACUGCAUUGCACUCAGUGGUGAGGAUGAAUCUGGUGGGGUUGGAGAAAGCACACGGUCCUCAGAUGACACCCAGAUCCUCCCCAGGAACCCCAGCAAGCUCAGCUCCCCCCCGGGUACCAGCAGCUCCAGCCCCACAGUGCUGCUGGCUCCUGGGGGUCCCAGCCAUCCCCAGGACUCCCCAUUAAAUGCUCAGGGUUCUCCCAGCUCCACAGUGCUGCUGGGUCCUGGGGUUGCUCACAAGCUCCAGGAUUCCCCAUCAUGUGUUCAGUGCUCCCCUUCUGCUACUGCCCAUGGGGUGCUGGAGCCAAGGACCCCAAUGACGCCAUGCCCAUUCAAAGACCACAGUCUGCACCGCCCUGUGGAACCUGAUAGAUGCCAGCUCAGUGAGCAGCACAGCCCAAAUGCUGAGGCCACCAGACCUGGGGACAGGGACCAAGUGCAGUCCCUGCGGGUGCUCUCAGAUGAAGCUCUCCUCCAGCGGCUACGAGCGCUGGGCUACGACCCAGGACCCAUCACAGUCCUCACCCGGCGUGUCUACCUGCGGCGGCUGGAGGAGCUGAGCCGCAGCCCAGCAGGGCACAGCCCUGAGCUGGCAGAUGCGCUACGCACCGGCCACAUCCCCAACUGCACUGAGGAUGAGAUGGUGUUGGCACGGCAAUUCGACCGCCCCGACCAGAACCGGCAUUGGCGUGAGGGGCUGCUGAAAUCCAGCUUCAAUUACCUCCUGCUCGACCCCAGGACCACUCAGGACCUCCCGUUGCGCUGCCACCGCCUGAGCCCUAUGGAGUGCUUCAAGACCUUUGUUGAUGCCAUCUUCUAUGUGGGCAAAGGAACACGUGCCCGGCCCUACAGCCACCUCACUGAGGCUGUGAGCCAGCACCGCAAGGGGACAAGCAAGGGCUGUCCUAAAGUGCGGCGCAUCCUGGAGAUCUGGGCGAGUGGGAUGGGUGUCAUCUCCUUGCAUUGCUUCCAGAGCAGUGUGCCAGCUGAGGCUUAUACACGGGAGGGCUGCUUGCUGGAGGCCCUGGGGCUCCGUGCUGUCACCAAUCAGCGGAAAGGGAACUGCUAUGGUGUGGCAGCCAGCUGGUCCCCAGCACGGCGCCGGCGCCUGGGUGUCCAUAUGCUGCACAGGGCAAUGAGCAUCUUCCUGGCUGAGGGUGAGCGGCAGCUGCGGCCAUCUGACAUCCAGGCUGGGCGCUGAGCCCCCCCCUGAACCCCCACCCACCACCAACAGGGGCUGGAGACACCCCCUGCUCUUCCCGAGGCUGCGCUCCGGGGUUGCUUUUAACGUUGUAAACGAUGGCGAGAACGUGUCUAUUUAUUUUCUCUCUCUACCCCUACGUGAUGAUGAGUAAAUGGCUGCAAACAGCUCAGAGCCGUGCCUGC